Dreissena polymorpha is the source of this 1029-nucleotide messenger RNA. RefSeq lists its product as uncharacterized. Bases 67 to 666 code for a protein of 199 amino acids. The transcript is spliced from 8 exons. The record is from RefSeq and is a predicted model, not a curated record. Gene Ontology annotation, cellular component: nucleus. NCBI's taxonomy places the organism in Eukaryota, Metazoa, Mollusca, Bivalvia, Myida, Dreissenidae.
UCGGAGACGGAGAUCGCCUGUUUAGUGCAGGCAUGCACGGACAAUAACUCGUUAUUGGUCAGUAAAAUGACUAUUGAAGUGACGAACAAGAAAAAAGAAGAGUUCUGGGCGGACACCUGUGAGAAAGUGAACAGCGUUGGCUUGAGCAGCCGCGAAGUUGACGAAAUAAUAAAGAAGUGGACGGACCUUAAGAGUCAAGCGAAAAAAAAAGAAAAGAACAGGCGGCGGGAAGCGAGUCUAACAGGAGGCGGCAAAACCAGCAUCUGUCUCACAGACUGGGAGCAGAAGAUAGUAGCCAUUCUACCAGAAGAAACACUGGUGGGAAUCGACGGUGGAUUAGACACGUUUCAGUCCAGUUCAUGCUCUAAACAACAAGCAUGUGUUGACGAGGAAACCUCAAGCAUUUCAAUUGGCCACGAGUUGGAAGAUGCGCCAAACAGCCCGUGUGAGGCCAAAUCUGAACAGCCUUGUAAGAGAAGAAAGAUAACAUUGUCUGAUGUGCAGCUAGCACAAUACACGUUCUUCAUUGAACAAACAGAAACAACCCGGUUAAAAAGAAAAUUGAUGGAACAACAAAUUCAGACACAAAAGGCUGCGGAGCAGUACUUCAUUGAAAGCAAAAAAAAACUUGCCCAAAAUGUAUUGGAGAAUUUUUUAGAACAAUAGUGUUCCACUUCCUUUGUCCUUGGAGGCGAAGAAAAAUGUACUGUUAUGUUUAUUAGCUAAGUAUUAAAGGAAUAGACUUUAUUUCCACUUUGUGAUAAUAUGAAGGAAACAUGAAAACAUCACAAGCAUUGGAAACACUAUGUCCCCAUAUAUUUGACAUUUGACCUUGAAGGAUGACCUUGACCUAUCACCACUCAAAAUGUGCAGCUCCAUGAGAUACACAUGCAUGCAAAAUAUGAAGUUGCUAUCUUCAAUAUUGCAAAAGUUAUGGCAAAUGUUAAAGUUUGACGCAAACAAACACACAUACCAACAGACAGGGCAAAACUAAUAUGCCCCCACUAUAGUGGUGGGGGACAUAAAAAU